AGAAACACUGCCAUGUCAAAAAUACAAACAUGUGCGCUACUCUAGAUAAUUUGCCUGCCGAGGAGUCCUGUGUGUUUACUGAAUUUAAACAUUAUGAUCAGGUUAUGAAGUUGAUAUCAGCGAUUAAGGUGGAAGUGUCUAAUUUUCGCAAGAAAGAGUACUUGGAGGAUACUCUUGUCCAUAUAUUCAACCAAUACCAGGAACAGCCACAUUUGCUUGACCCUUAUCUUGGGAAAAUGAUAUCAGCCUGUCUGGAUGUAGUGUAUCGUUCUUCUUCAGAUCCUGAAGUUUUUCAUUUCGCGUUCAGGAUCUUAUAUUUAAUGACAAAAACCCGAGGUUACAAAGCUAUCAUCCAUUUAAUGCCACAUACAGUUGACGAUAUCGAACCGACUCUAAGUCUUCUUAUGGAACAAGAUGUUAACGACCUAAAGAAUUGGGAGACGCGCUAUGUUCUUCUCCUUUGGUUAUCAAUCUUGGUAAUGGUCCCUUUCAACUUAGAAGCUCUUGAUAGCUUAGGAAAAAAACCUAUACUUGAGCGUGUGAUUGAUUUAGCCAAACUUUAUCUCUCACAGGACGAGCGCACUCAAGAAGCAGCCGCUUUCCUCCUUGCGCAUACUGUGACAAGGCCGGAUGCAGUUCAUACCCAGCUACCAUCAAUGAUUUCUUUUGCAAUAAAAAAUCUAAGUUGUGUUGACGUUAUCAGUGUACAAGACCAAAAGCAGGUAUGCGGCAUCCUCAGGAGUAUAGCCAAUAUAUGUAAACUUGGAAGCCGCACUGAAUUGUUACCUUAUGCGAGUGACCUUUUGCGCACAGUACUUCAGUUGCCCGGAGAUUCUUCUAAGGGAAUUCUUCUCUGUCGUCUUGAAACAAAAGUUCUGCAACGAAUUGGUUUACUGUUUUGCCCGCCAUUAAAUACAACAUGGCAGUAUCAACGAGGAUGCCGAUCAUUGCAAGACAACUUGAAAUCUCUUAUGGUGGAACAUGACAAAAAACCUAACUCUUUUCAUUCCUCGGUCUCUAAAGAAGUUACUGACUACUCGUUAUACACAAGCUGUCAAAAUACUAUCACUAGUGAUAUUUCUGCAGAUUGUUCAUCAACUAUGAACUGUGAAUUUCCCAACACAGAUGAAGUUGCAGAAGUUAUUGAUAAACUGAUAAGCGCUUUGCGGAGUCAAUUUACUGGAGUUCGUUGGUCUGCUGCCAAAGGAAUCGGUCGGAUUUGUUCUCGUCUAUCUAGUUCGAUGGUAGAUGAUGUUUUGUCGGUUGUACUAUCCUUGUGCACAAAACUGGAACCAUAUACUGCAUGGCAUGGAGCUUGUCUUGCUUUGGCUGAGCUUGGUCGUCGCAGUCUUCUUUUACCAUCCAAGCUACCAGAAGUGGUUCCAGUCGUUUUACGGGCUCUGUUUUAUGAUGAGAGGUCUGGUGAUCAUAAUUAUGGAUCUAAUGUUCGAGAUGCUGGGUGUUAUGUAUGUUGGGCUUUCGCAAGAGCAUACCAUCCUAAAGAUUUCGUGAAUUAUGUCGUUCCUAUCGCAAGCUCAUUAGUCUUAGUAAGCCUGUUCGACCGAGAGGUUAGUGUACGUCGAGCAGGGUCCGCUGCAUUUCAAGAGAACGUGGGUCGACAGGGUCAGUUUCCACAUGGAAUCGAAAUCCUCACUACAUGUGAUUAUUCCAGUGUAGGGAAUCGUGCCCACUGCUAUCUUCAGUUGAGUUUGUCCGUAGCCAAGUAUAAAGAAUAUGUAAAACCUAUGAUUGACCAUUUGGUCAAUGUUCGUCUUGGACAUUGGGAUGAUUCAAUCAGAUAUCUGGCUGCUUGUGCUUUGGGGAAACUGUACAAAGCUGAACCCGAUUACAUGAUGGAAAUUAUCUUACCUCAAAUAAUCAAUGGUUCGAUUAAAUCUACUCUACACAAUCAACAGGGGUGUAUAUUUGGAACAGGUGAAUUGGUAUAUGCAGCAUCCAGUUGUGAUAUAAAUGAGGAAAAUUUACUGAAGAUUAAGGAAAUUGUUCCAGCACUCAAAAGUGCUAAUAAAUUUCGUGGUUUGAGUGGUGAAUUAAUUCGAAAAGCAACCGCUAAUUUUAUUCAAAAUUGUGCAAUGGCCAAACUACCAUUUCACAAUGAUCCAGUUAUAGAGGUUUGGCGUGAAUUCUUGGACGAUUGUGUCGGACACGCAAAUCCUGAAGUACAGAAAGCUACUGUGAAUGCAUAUCCUCACUUUUUAUCAACUUAUUUAUACAACCGAAAUGGUGAACUGAAAGUUGACUAUAAAGACUUAUUGUACAGGAAUUUUUUGCUUCAAUUAAUCACCAAUUCUGAAUCUAAACUUUCUGGAUACUUACAAAUUAUUGGUGCAGCUCCAAAUAGUUUAUAUUGUGGACAUGUUGCCGAUUUGUUGGAUACCGUCAUGGGUGCUUGUAAAUCAACUCCAAAAACAAAAUGUUGGGUGAAUUCUCGCGGAUCCGCUUUAAAAGCUCUUGUAGAAAUCAUCAGAAAUCUUGGAUCUCAUCACCCAGAACUAAAUACUACGCUUUUGAAAACUGUUUUUCAUGUAUUGCUCCAAUCUCUAUCUGAUUAUACGAUGGAUUCUCGUGGAGAUGUAGGUUCUCUGGUUCGUGAAGUUGGAAUGAAAUGUCUAGACUCAUAUAUUGAGUUUCUUGUAAGUAAUCAAUACAAAGAGCUUAUUACAUCAGACAUGAUUGAAGAAGUGAUGACGACAAUUGCACAGCAGGCUGUUGAAAAAAUCGAUCGGACGCGAGGUGUAGCUGGUCAAGUGUUUGCUCAUUUACUUCAUCAUGAUCCUCCUGUCGAACACAUUUCUCACCGUGAUAAAUUGAAACAAAUAUUCCCAAAAUCUGAUUGUGAUAAUAUGAUAUGGAGUUCGGCCAACGUGACAUUUCAUCGUUUUACAAAAUUGUUGGAUUUUCCAGAAUAUCGUUAUCGUUUAAUUUUAGGCUUGAUUGUCAGUGUCGGUGGUCUGACGGAAUUAACAAUUAGAUGCAGCACCUCAGCUUUAAGUGCAUAUUUUCUCGAUCAUGAAUCAGAUCAACGGUUUAUUAUGGAAGUUUUAGGGAUUGUUGAACAGAUUCUCCAGUCGUUUAAUCAAGAAGAAAGGAUUGUUGUGCCUCUUUUUAAAUUUUUGGAUUUUUUACUGAAUGAUCCGAUCGUUAACUCAACAGUUGAUCCAAACAGUCUGGUUCUUUCACAAUUGAUCGAUAGUGUUUGGAAUGAAACUAAAUUAACUAAAGAUGUACAGCGUAUCAAAGCUGCUAUCGAUAUAUUUGGUGGGAUGUUACAGUUCACUGGUCCUGUUCAAAAACGAUCUCUAUCUUUACUGAUGGUCACAUUGGGAUCUCGUUACCCAAUUAUUCGUAAAGCAACUGCAACAGAAUUGUAUGAAUGUCUACUGGUUCACGAGUUAUGUGCAUCUGAGUUAGUGGAUCAAGUAUCCUCGAUACUUACCGAAACCAUCUGGGAAGGUGAUUUGGAAAUAGUCAAACCGAUUCGUAAUCAACUUUGUGAAUUCUUUCAAGUUCCUGUGCCAAGAAUUACAAGUUCCAAUCAAACCACACAUCAUGGGCUUGAAAAGUCUGUUGAAUGAAGUUCUGUUGCAAAUAAAAUUCUCAGGAAAUAGCUUCAUGCAACUGUGAUAUAUAUAUAUAUAUAUAUAUA
Messenger RNA from Schistosoma turkestanicum, 3667 nucleotides. NCBI's taxonomy places the organism in Eukaryota, Metazoa, Platyhelminthes, Trematoda, Strigeidida, Schistosomatidae. The record is from the annotation of a GenBank genome assembly.